Molecule: messenger RNA, 1335 nt
Organism: Rotaria socialis
Lineage: Eukaryota; Metazoa; Rotifera; Eurotatoria; Philodinida; Philodinidae
Source: the annotation of a GenBank genome assembly
AUGACUGACCCGACAAUACUCUCUUUUACCAAUUCAAAUCGAGGGAAACGAAUGCUUAUUUAUUCAGGAUAUGUUUAUCGACUAAAAAAGUCCACAAAAAAUGUUAAGUACUGGGUUUGUCAAUCAAAUAGCUGUGCAGCGAAUGUUCAUACCAAUGCAAGUGAUCAAUUCGUUAAAGCUAAUGGACAACAUCAACAUUUGCCUGCACCCGAACGUAUUGAACUUCGAGAUCUGAAAAACAAGGCAAAGGAGAGAGUGAGGACUGAAGCGACUUCUGUGCCCAAAAUUUAUGAAGAAGAAUUAGCUCGUUCUAAUAUCUCUUCAGCUGCUCUUAUCCUUGCACCACUUCCUGCUGAUGCAAAAUCUGUUUUGAAUCGUGUUCGCCGAAAAAUAACUCCACCGAUACCCACAUCAAGUGAUUUUGAUAUUCCUGAUGUUUACCGACAAACACUUACUGGUAAACCAUUCGUAUGUACCGAUAGAUUUAUCAGAAACAAACGAAUGAUUUUAUUUGCAACUAAUCAACAACUUGAAACGUUGUUUUCAUCUGAAUGGAUUUUUCUCGAUGGGACAUUCGAUGCAUGUCCAUCGCAAUUUAAACAACUCUAUACAAUUCAUUCCUUGAAAUUCAAACAGAAUUUUCCAUGUGUUAUAAGUCUGCUUUCAGGAAAAUCUACUGAUAUAUAUCUACAAUUAUUUUCUGAGCUUGAAUGUCAUGCUGAACGAUUAAAUCUCAAAUUUGAACCACGGCAUGUCAUGUCAGAUUUUGAAGUGUCUUUGAUCAAAGCCGUUAAACAAAAAUUUCCAAUGGCAAUGCACCAUGGCUGUUACUUCCACUAUUGUCAAUCACUUUACAAACAAGUUCAACUACUCGGUCUAGGCACAGCAUAUUUUGAAGAUGAAAAAGAAGCUGUACAACUUCUUGAAGAUGAUUCACUUCCAGAAAUGAAAGAUUUCUUUAAAUAUUUUAAAUAUCAAUGGUCAACGCGAGUGCCUCCAAAAUACUGGAAUGUGUCAACCCUCGAGUUUCGUACUAACAACUUCGCCGAGGGUUGGCACAACAAGUUCAACAACCGUGUCGACAAAACUCAUCCUAACGUUUGGAGGCUUUUUGGAUGUUUAAAACUUGAAGAGUUAUCAUUUCGACAACAAUUAGGAAAAGUUAAUUGUGCUGUGCAGAAGAAACUAGAUGGUAUUCAAGUUUCACUCGAAUACGAAAUGCGAUGCGAAGCAGGAAUCUCCAUCCAGGAAAAAUCUGCAAUUCAGAGAAAUCUUGAAUACUUUUUAUGUCGACAUGAUGAAAUUCAUCACUCAGAAAACUCUAUUCUUACUUAG